AUGGCCGAUCUGUGCAUUCUGGGCGAUUACAUAUGCGUAGCAGUACUGACGACCUCCCCACCGGCAUCCAGCAGCUGCGUAUCGGAGCACGGGGCAGCGGGCAGCUCAGCGGCACAUAAGGCACCCGCCGCGGGCUGUGUGCACUCCAGCAGCUCAGCGGAGCCGGAGCACACGCCGCCAGCCACGCCGCCAGCCACUCCGCCAGCCACGCCGCGGCUCUCGGCUGUCUCGCCAUCGGCGUCCUCCCCGUCCUCGCCUCCGCCACCGUCUUCGGCGGAGGCUCACGUUGCAGUCGCUGUGCCGACAACCAUCCCCUCUCGCAGACUCGUCGACCUCCCCGACGACGCACUGCACUGCAACUUCUUCCACCUAGACGACUCGACUCUCUUUGCGCUCGGCUGCACCUGCACGCGCCUCGCGACAUAUCUCGGUGACGCUGCCUCGCUCUGGCAGUCGCUGGCAGCCGCAAAGUGCGUCACGGCAUGUGCCCCACUCUCUGCCCGCGAGACGCUCCUGCACCUUCGCGCGGUUGCUAAGCGUCUGCGACCGCACGCGCUUCAGCCGCCUCCGGUCGCCGCUCAGCGCCUGCGUCGUUUUGCCGAUCCGGCAGCAGAGGCGCUGGCCGGCGUGGAGGCGGUGCGGCUCGGGACGAUCAGCGCGCGCGACCGAGAGUGGCUGCGCUGGUUCGGCCGCUUCGAGGACGGCAAGCUUGUCCCGACGACAGGUCGGAACGGCGAGUGGUCCCUGCAGCUGAUCGACGGCGCCGGCAGCUGCAUCGCUUCGGCGUUGCCUUCCCGGCGGAACUCUCCCGGCCAAGCAGCGGAGACUUUUCGCAUAGCGCGUCCGAAGGUCUCGAUCGGGCAUGCCAUGGACGUGCUCGGCAGCUUGCUGCGGCAGCUGGUAUGUGUGUAUGUAGGGAGGUGAAGAGCAGCCAGGCUCGGACUGAACACGCGGUAUGGGUGGACGCAAGACAGAUGAUGACGACACGCACGAGCGACACACAGACACAGACACACAAAGUAACUCUCACAAGACACUCAGCCAGCUGACACUGCCACACACCCUGAGUGGGCGUACACAAGCUGGUCGCGGCGACAUCGAGCUCCAAUCAUACCCUACCAAACCCGGUACCCCAAUCCAAUGAACUGCAACAGGUCGCGUACGACGCCGCGUGCGAUCUCGGCGAUCUCGGCGACGAGCUCCGCCGAGAUCGGCCGAGGCCAGCCGAGGGCGAUGUCGGCACCGUCGGCGAGCAUGGCGAGGCGGCGGGGAGGGAGGAGGCUGGUGAGGCGGCGGCAGCGGCAGAGGAGCCGGGAGGCAGAGCUGGCGACAGGCGGAGCCGGCCGCCGUUGCGGCGAGUGCAGCACGUGGUGCUCGUUGCAGCGGGCACGCGUGCGGCGGAGACGCUGGAGCGGGCGGCCUGCUCGAUCGCUUUCAAGAGCCAUUUGGUGCUCUGCCGCCCGCUGGGUGGGGAAGAUUUGCAAGUGGGAGACAGGAUGCGGUCGAAAACGGUCAACUUUUGCGUUGGAUGUAAUCAACAGUUUGAUUGGUAA
This is a messenger RNA of Emiliania huxleyi CCMP1516, 1553 nucleotides long. RefSeq lists its product as hypothetical. Gene Ontology annotation, molecular function: protein binding. The record is from RefSeq and is a predicted model, not a curated record. The transcript is spliced from 6 exons. The coding region runs from base 1 to 924 and encodes 307 amino acids. Lineage: Eukaryota; Haptophyta; Isochrysidales; Noelaerhabdaceae.